GCUGCUCUGCCGUUGCCAUAGCGACAGUGCCCUCUCUGGGUACGUGGGGCUGGAGAAGUUGCUCUGGCUCUGCGUCAUAUUUAUUCCAGCGGAUCUGUGUGGCGAGGGCUGUCUCCCUCCUGCCUGCCUCCCUGCCUGACUGCCUGACUGCUCGUGCCUCCUCCUCCUCCUCCUCCUCCUGUUCUUGCUCCCGCUCCUGUGAUCCACUCUGGUCCUUUUCUUUCUCUCUCUCUCUCUCUCUCUCUCUCUCUCUCUCUCGCUCUCACUCUCUCCAUUCCUACUCUGUUGUUCUCGCUCUCCUUCUCGCUGUCGCUACGUUGGUCAGUCCAGUCUGUUUCUCUCUCUCUCUCUCUCUCUCUCUUUUUUUGGUGAUCAUCGUUAAUUGACCUCGCUCGGUGUCGUCAGUGCAUGCUGCUGCUGGGUGCGCCUGAAGGUCCAGACAAAAGGGAACAAGGAUCUUGGACGUUCAGUGGGGGUGCCAGGGGGAAAGGUGUGUGCGGACAGAAGAAGCCCCAUGCUAACAGCGUGUGGACUUAACCCAGACGUUUCUCUCUGAGCGAAACCAAACAUGUGAGAAGAUGUCGGUAGGAGGCUGUGCUUGCCCAGGCUGCUCCUCUAAAAAUUUCAAGCUGUACUCCCCAAAGGAGCCCCCCAACGGUAGUGCCUUUCCCCCCUUCCACCCAGGCACCAUGCUGGACAGAGAUGUGGGCCCCACACCAAUGUACCCUCCUACAUACUUGGAGCCGGGAAUAGGGAGGCACACACCGUAUGGGAACCAGACAGACUACAGAAUAUUUGAGCUUAAUAAACGGCUACAGAACUGGACAGAGGACUGUGACAACUUAUGGUGGGAUGCCUUCACCACCGAGUUCUUUGAGGAUGAUGCCAUGCUCACCAUUACGUUCUGUCUGGAAGAUGGGCCCAAACGAUAUACUAUUGGUCGGACAUUGAUUCCCCGAUACUUCCGGAGUAUCUUUGAAGGGGGAGCUACAGAGCUUUUUUAUGUUCUGAAGCAUCCUAAGGAGUCCUUUCACAACAAUUUUGUGUCUUUGGACUGCGAUCAGUGCACAAUGGUCACACAGAAUGGAAAGCCCAUGUUCACACAGGUCUACGUGGAGGGCCGUCUGUACCUUGAGUUCAUGUUUGACGAUAUGAUGAGGAUCAAGACGUGGCACUUCAGCAUACGGCAGCAUCGCGAGGCCCAGGAUCCCCAGAUGUUGGAGCAGCUGUCAAAAAACAUCACACGAUGCGGCCUCUCCAAUUCCACGUUAAACUACCUCCGACUGUGUGUGAUCCUGGAGCCCAUGCAGGAACUCAUGUCCAGGCAUAAGACCUACAGCCUCAGUCCCCGAGACUGCCUCAAGACCUGCUUGUUUCAGAAGUGGCAAAGGAUGGUGGCUCCACCAGCCGAGCCAGCCAGACAAGCUCCCAAUAAGCGGCGGAAACGCAAGAUGUCCGGCGGCAGCACCAUGAGCACGGGCGGCGGCAACAAUAACAACAACAACAGCAAGAAGAAAAGCCCCGCCAGCAGCUUUGGUCUCGCCAGCCAGGUACCUGAUGUGAUGGUGGUGGGCGAGCCCACGCUGAUGGGCGGGGAGUUCGGGGACGAGGACGAGCGUCUGAUCACGCGGCUGGAGAACACGCAGUUUGAUGCGGCCAAUGGCAUCGACGACGAGGACAGUUUCAACAACUCCCCGGCCCUGGGCGCCAACAGCCCCUGGAACAGCAAAGCUCCCUCCAGCCAGGAGAGCAAGAGCGACAACCCCACCUCCCAGUCCUCCCAGUAGACUACUGCACUUGCGCGGCGGUGGGGUUUGGAGGGGGGGGGGGGGGGCAGGUGGUGGACUGAAGUGGGGGGGCAAGUGGAGGUGAAAACAAAGGGGAGAAUUUGAAGCCAGGGAGGUGGUCACUACUAAAGGACAGUUGACAUAUUCAUAUAUUGUGUGAGUGUGUUUGUGUGUGUGUGUGUGUGUUUGCGUGCCUGUGUGAUAUGCGUGUAGAAUCAUAAUGACACAAUAGAAUACAAGUCCUCAAAACCGGGCCUCAUGGUCAUUGCUCACUGUUCUGUAGGGUCCCUAGUGAUGGAGGUUUCCAUUAACAAGCUUUUCUCAGAUGUGCGUUUGGGUGUUUUAUAGAGCAAAACUGCAAACUCAGCUCUCGCUCCUCAGCACAGCACAGCACACUCCCUCUCGGUCAUUCAGCUGAAGUGUGUGGGUGCUUUUGAGUGUGUUGUUUUAUUUUAUUUUUUUUUUUUUUUUUAUUAUUUUUUUUUUAUUGUGGGUGGGUGUGUAUUGAUUUCCCAUUGCUGCAUACAAUGGCUGGGUCCGGUGCGGUCCGGGUCUCUGACUAAGCAGUGUUAGCAAUGGCCGCUGCGUCUGUGGGUUCUUGUUCCAACCUCGGGUCUCUUGUGUGCAAUCUGCCUGACAUGGGCACUCUGGUUUCUGUUGUGCUCACUUCACAAUGAAGGAUUAUAUAUUUUAUUUAAAUCGCUUUUAGUAGAGACAAAAAGUAUUGUGUGCACUUCAGAUAAAAAAGAGAGAGAGAGGAUAAAAAAAACACUCAGCUUUUUUUUAAAAACUCAACUAUUUGUUUUGUAGGACCUGGUUGGAACAAAAACCUGUACAGUGCCGGAGCUUGAGGACCGGAGUUGAGAACCACUACCUUUUAAUCUGAAAACAAACGAAUAUUAAAAAAAUGAGUACAAAAAAGCUCAAAGCAUUGAGAUUGAGGUACUGGAGUUUGGGGCACAUUCACCCUGAUCAGAUUGAACUGACCACAAAAAAGUCCCAGACUCCGCAGAAGUGUUCUUUUCUUUCUUUUUGUAUCUUUUACAUGGGUUUUGUUUUUUAUUUUUUAUAACAGUUUUUUAAAAAACAAAACCAACUAGCAAGCAAAACAAAACACCCUGAAUAUUCUUUGCACUGUUUUCACUGUUUUCUCAAACUAUUUUUCUUAUAAUGGUGGACUCUGUUCUUUUUAGUCCUCUUAAUAUUAAAACAUGCGAAAAACAUCAGAAAAGUGUAACUGGAGAGUAAAAUCUAUAAAUGUGUAUAAAAGCUAUUACUGUCAAAUAUUUUGUAGCAUUGUUCUCAUAAUGAUUAUGUAAUUACAUGGUCUGUGUAUGUGAUUUAUCAGACAAAAUCAUGAAAAGACUAUCUUAAAGGUGCAGUAGGUUUUUUUUUUUGUCAAAAGAAAAAUGUUUUUAGUCUCACAACAGUGUGAUUUCAUUAUUUGUUUUGAUGGCAUGAUGGAGGAAACAUUAAAUAAUGGGUAAAAUAAUCACACAUUUUAGAAUGUACAGGAAACUGCUGUAAGCUUCAGAAACAGCAUUUCAAUUAUUUCUGAAGUGCGUUAGAACUACACAUCAUGAAGCCUUUAUUUUUGAAUAAAUUUGACGACAAAAAUUCCACACUGCACCUUUAAUUGUGACUUUAAAAUCAGACAUCAGACAUUUUAAACAUCAUUGCUUUACUCUAUUAAAAGAAGUGUAAGUCAUAACCUGCAUGUUCUAUUCCCCACACACGUGCAAGGGUCCACUCUUAACAUGACCCUCUUGAUUCAAAUUGCCCAUAGCACUUUGUUUCCUGAUCAAGCUACAGGAGAGAAAGUGGCCGAAUACCUCCGAGUUGACUUCAUUUGAAAAGAUUUUUUUUUUGUGUGUAUGUGUGCAACUAACCAUUUCUUGGAUGUCUUUGCACAUCCUAUUUUAAUCCCCCUUGUUUUUAUUAUGUUGGAAAAGAAAUCCCACUCCUUUUACACUGCUGUUAAUGGUCUCUUAAGGUAAUAUCUAGCCCCCCCCCCCCUCCCCGCCCAUCCUCUUAGUUCUAUAAAAGAUUUCUAAGCUACAAACCAAGGAGCUGAUGGCAAGAUCCUUUAAGAUCCCCUCUGAUAAAUUUGUACAAGAAAAUCAUUUGUGUGGGAGUUUUAUUAUAGUUUCCCCCCCUCAUUUUGUAAUUUCAAUUUUGUGUAUUUGUGCUUGUAUAUUUAAGACAGUAGCCAGUUUCUGUACAACUGUACUUCAGUGUAUUCCUCUUUAGAACACCCUAAAGACCAUCCCUGUCUUAUGUAAAAAACAAUAACAUUUUUGUCAAAUAAAGAAAUGUAUGAAGUUUAAAAGUAAAGGGUACAGAUACCAUUCACGUCAGAAGUAGAUAAUAGUUUUUACUUCAAUGUACAAUGUAUUUAUUUUUUUGACUUCAUGUCAUUGUAUUCUUUCUGGAUUCAGUUUGUCUUUCUGUAAAAUAUGUCAAUAUUUGCUGGGAAUGAAUUUGAUGUUGCUACUCUUCGACAGGGACAUUUGUGUGUAACCUGAUCAUUUAUUAAGCACCAGAUGAGUUAGACAUAACAUCAGUAGGAAACAGCCGAGUAGUAAUUGUCUUGUUUCUUUUCUAGCUCAGUCUCAUUUGGAAAGAAGUGCCCCUGUUACAAGUGUAACGAUUGUGCAGCUCUCACAGGGUUGCAUUGGUUUGGUUCUAUGUAUCAGAGGUAGGAAAACCUGGAUUCUGAAAGUAAAAGUCCUACCAUGUACAAAUUCUACCUGUGCGCUUAAAAACAGGUGAUUUUUUCCAAUUAUCCAAUCUACCUGGUUGAAGUGUUGUGAUAAUUAGAAUGACCAGGUUUAGUGAAUGGAUGAAACAAAUUUGUAGUAGACUUUUACUUUCUGAUGUUGGGUAUUUUCACCUCUAAUAUAAAUGAAUACCAGUCACAAGACAGCAGAGGGCACUGCAAGGCACUCUUAAACAUGUCACGUUAUUCACACUGCAUACCCUCACCAGCUUUAAAGCACUGGUGUAAUGAGAUAUAUAUAUAUAAAAAAAAAUGUCUUUUUGCAGAAACUUUUUUCACUAAUAGUUGCUCUGUGUUCUUGAUAUGAAACCAAAAUUCAGCAGAUAAAUGAACAGUAGCAGAGUUAUUGGAUAUCUUAAGGAGCUACUAGCAGGGUGACAGCAGAAAUUGAAUGGUGAUGUACCCUCUUUGCUGUUCCCCUGAUCCAGGGGGCAGUUUGAUAUAUAUUUUUGCUUAGUUUCUGCCAUUGAUAAUUCAUGUAUGGUAUCAAUAAAAAAUAAUUUUCACUUGUAAAGUA
Alosa alosa (allis shad) is the source of this 5083-nucleotide messenger RNA. It is a transcript of the gene ldb1a, whose product is annotated as LIM domain binding 1a. The record is from RefSeq and is a predicted model, not a curated record. Lineage: Eukaryota; Metazoa; Chordata; Actinopteri; Clupeiformes; Clupeidae. Bases 579 to 1787 code for a protein of 402 amino acids. Gene Ontology annotation, cellular component: transcription regulator complex; nucleus. Gene Ontology annotation, molecular function: LIM domain binding. Gene Ontology annotation, biological process: negative regulation of transcription by RNA polymerase II; positive regulation of transcription by RNA polymerase II; nervous system development. The transcript has 13 exons.